This is a messenger RNA of Amphibalanus amphitrite, 3905 nucleotides long. Its product is annotated as sodium/glucose cotransporter 4-like. NCBI's taxonomy places the organism in Eukaryota, Metazoa, Arthropoda, Thecostraca, Balanomorpha, Balanidae. Gene Ontology annotation, biological process: transmembrane transport. The transcript is spliced from 14 exons. Bases 531 to 2549 code for a protein of 672 amino acids. Gene Ontology annotation, molecular function: D-glucose:sodium symporter activity. Gene Ontology annotation, cellular component: plasma membrane. The record is from RefSeq and is a predicted model, not a curated record.
ACAGAGCUGAGGCGCGGCGCAGCGUCGGGUCGGAGCGGUGAGCCCCGGGGCACGGGAGCGGUCAGUGGCUGCCGGCGAGCGGAGCAGACACCACACAACAGCUCCGGGGCCGAGAGAGAGCGACCCGACCCGACCGAGAGCAGGGAGAGCAGAGGAGUGGUCAGAGAGGACGGUGUUAGCUGGGAACGUGUCAAAGGACGUGUUAGACAUUGGUGAACCGUGAAUCAUAGUGAGAACCGUAAAACGUGGUGAUACGUUUAUUUUAUUCAUAAAUUUAUCGAUACCUACCAAUCUUUUUGCGAGCGUCACCAUCAGGUGAAUUCACUCCCGCAUUUAAUCCCUCGCUGCUGAGGCUGUUAGAGAGAGUGCUGAACGAUUCGACCACCUGUUCAGAACGUCACCCACUCCAAUCGGCACACACCAACUCCAGUCACCCGCCGGGGUGUGACUACUGACACCAGCUGAAGGUGGAAGUCCUCCAUCGUCUUCCACAUCACCAGAGACCGCUCCGAGCGGCCCGGGCCGCAGAGAUGGCUGCGCAGGGCUCCGGUCUGCUGGGAAACCUGCACUGGGCAGAUGUGGUCGUGGUGGUCCUCUAUUUCGCCUUCGUGCUCUUCGUCGGACUCUGGAGCUCAAGAAGAAGCAAGAAGGAUAACUUGAAAGGAUACUUCUUGGCCUCCAGAAGCAUGCACUGGAUCCCGGUGGGGGCGUCCCUGUUCGCCAGUAACAUCGGCAGCGGCCACUUUAUCGGUCUGGCCGGCACCGGAGCGGCCUCCGGCAUCGCCGUGGCCGGCUUCGAGCUCAACGCGGUGUUUGUGCUCAUUUUCCUGGGCUGGGCGUUCGUACCCGUGUACACGGCGGCUGGAGUGUACACCAUGCCCGAGUACCUCCGACUGCGGUUCGGCGGCCAGCGCAUCCGAGUCUACCUAUCCGUGCUCGCCAUUCUGCUCUACAUCUUCACCAAGGUCUCGGCGGACCUGUACGCCGGCGCGCUGUUCAUCCAGCGGGCCAUGCAGUGGGAGGGCGACCUGGGCCUCUACCUGGCCAUCAUCGUGCUCCUGCUGAUCGCCGCCAUGUUCACCAUCUUCGGCGGACUGACGGCCGUCAUAUGGACGGACGCCGUGCAGACCGUGCUCAUGAUCGCCGGAUCCAUGAUACUCUGCGUCAUGUCGUUUGUGGCCGUCGGCGGCUACAAUGCGCUGAUCGAGCAGUAUUUCGAGAAGGAGCCGAGCGCCAACGUGACGCUGUACGACGCCGACAAUCAGUCGUGCGCCGCCGCCCGUCCGGACGCCAUGCACCUGUUCAGGUCAGCGGUACCGGGCGAGUCGGACCUGCCCUGGCCCGGAAUGACGUUCGGCCUGACCGUGUCGGCCGUCUGGUACUGGUGCUCUGACCAGGUGAUCGUGCAGCGCACCCUCUCGGCCAAGAACCUGGUGCACGCCAAGGGCGGCGUGCUGCUGGCGGGCGCGCUCAAGUUCCUGCCGCUGUACCUGCUCGUGUUUCCGGGUAUGGCGGCGCGCGUGCUGUACACCGACUCUGUGGCGUGCUCAGAGCCGGAAGCCUGUCAGCGCAUCUGUGGCUCGCCCACCGGCUGCUCCAACCUGGCGUACAUCGAGCUGGUGCUCAACCUGCUGCCCGUCGGCGUGUCGGGUCUGAUGCUGGCAGUGAUGCUGGCGGCGCUGAUGUCCUCGCUGACGUCCAUCUUCAACUCGGCCUCCACCCUGUUCACCAUCGACGUGUACACGCGGCUGCGGUCGCGCGCCUCCGAGCUCGAGCAGGUCAUCGCCGGCAGGGUGUUCGUCGUGUUCAUGGUAGCCGUCUCGAUCGUCUGGAUCCCGAUCAUCAACUCGUCGGCCUCCAGCCAGCUGUUCGUCUACAUCCAGAGCAUCACCGCCUACCUGGCGCCGCCCAUCUGCGCUAUCUACCUGCUGGCCGUCUUCUGGCCGAGAGCUAAUGAACAGGGGGCCUUCUGGGGGAUGAUGCUGGGACUGGUGCUGGGCAUGGUCCGUUUCGGAAUCGAGUUCUCCUACACCGUUCCGCCAUGUGGCUCCGAACUGGAGGACACCCGUCCCGAGUGGGUGAAGCGGGCGAUAUUCGACAUCCACUUCCUCCACUUCGGCUGCAUUCUGUUCCUGAUCGUGCUGGUCGCCUCGGUGGUCAUCUCACUGUGCACAGAGCCUAUUCCCGAGGAGUGCCUGCGGCGUCUGACGUUCUGGUCUCGCCGGUGCGAGGAGCCGCGGAUGCCACUGCCAUCAGAGUCUGCCAAACAGCGCUUCGUUGAAGAAAUUCAACUCCAGGAUGAGCCGCCGGAGCCGCCUGCCACGCCGUCUCUGGGCAGGAAGAUCUUCAACAAGCUGUGCGGGGUGGCCGAGGGUGCGGCCAUGGGCGAGUCGGCCGCCGACGACCCCUUCGGGCACCUCACCGACGUGGAGCGGGCUAAAAUGGACGCCGACUCGCUGCUCGAACACCCCAGACAAAAAGUGAUCGUAAACGUGCUGGCCAUGGUGCUGAUGGCCAUCUCCGCCGGUAUGUACACGUAUUACCGGUAAUACCACGGUACACCGCCCGGUACACCCGGUACACCCGAUGUACGAGGUGCAAGUGCACCGGAGUACCGCCCGAGGCACUGACACCGCUCGGUCGGUGUAACUGUCAGCUGACAGCAUUGGUCGGUGUCAUGUUCGGUGUCAGGCGUGCUCGUGUCACUAUCAGGUGUCGAUGGUCUCUGUCACUACUGAUCGCCGGGAAGAUAAUGUGAGAUCCCCAUCGCAUCAGUUCCAGUGACAGUAUUGAUACAUUACCAGCCUCUGAAAGGCACACUCGCCGGCCGAGGCGGUGUUAUACUGUGUCCCAUAUGUUUCUAAUUUAACAAUAACACUAAUUGUUUUCCGUUUCGAAUGUUUAUUGUUUAGUUCCUUGCACCAGUAACCAGUACAUCAGUGUAUCAUUGUAUAUGUUGGACUUGUUGGAGGCAUUGCUGGCAUGUUCUGAUUGUCUAGAUAUUCGUCUAUAAAUAGUCAUGGGAUAUGUGAGACACCUGCUCGUUGUCCUAAGAACCACUUCGUUAAAAGAGUAGGUAUUUGUGGAGCUGUGAAUAGCGUGAAUCACACCAUUUAUAGUAUUUUAUCGUACGUACUGAUGGCUGAUGACUGAAACUAUUUUACUAAUGGUCCAGACCUUUGGAUCGUGCGUCAUAGUCGUCAUUCUCUCAGCCCUUAUAGAACACUACGCUUUUGUUGCCGUGGUCAGUAAAAAUAAGAAUCGAUUUUUUAUUAUAUUUUUCGGGGGAAAUGUAAACAGAAUGUUCAACAAGCACCACCAAGCUUGUGCAUCGGCUAUUGUAAUUAUUGACGCUGCUGCCGCCGCUAAAGGCUCGUUUUUUUACUUAUUACCUCCAAUGAGGCUCCCCUUCAGCCGUCCAAUAUUCCGCUCCCUGGUGAGUGUCGGACCUCUACCGUACAGAUCGGAAGGAAACAAGACUCGACUGUGAGGAAAUGUGAGCUAUUUUACGUAGCGCGAGCCAUUUUACGAAGAAUGGUUCCUACAUAUGUAACGAUGUAUCCUGACACUCUGAAUUACUUGAGAGACAAAUAGUGUGCACUUUGCGUGGAUAGGUAAUGCACAUCGGUGAACAGUGUGUCAAUGUGUGUCACAAUGUGUCAGUUUGUCUCAGUGGUUAGGUAUGCUCAGAGAUCACCUGAUAGAUAAAAUAUACUGAAUGCUGUAGCGCACGACUGCAUUUAUUGCCCUGGUGUAAGGAAGUAGUACCCGUCAACAGGCGCUUGUUAAACUUGAAAGGCAUCUAUGGGUGACAUUGAGGGUAGAUGAAUUCGUCGUAGCUCGUAAGCCAUGUGUGCACGUAUUCUGGUAAUAAAUAGUGACACGCUGCUGUGGUGUCUCCAGGA